Molecule: messenger RNA, 1170 nt
Organism: Baudoinia panamericana UAMH 10762
Lineage: Eukaryota; Fungi; Ascomycota; Dothideomycetes; Mycosphaerellales; Teratosphaeriaceae
Exons: 1
Coding region: 1-1170 (389 amino acids)
Biological process (GO): regulation of DNA-templated transcription
Cellular component (GO): nucleus
Molecular function (GO): DNA-binding transcription factor activity; transcription cis-regulatory region binding
Source: RefSeq, a predicted model, not a curated record
AUGUGGCGCUCUCUCUUCAGAGCUGGCGACAGCGCGGCGUUCGCCGCAGUAGACGUGCUGUUAUCGACUAGCUUGAGGCAUCAAUGGCGUCGGUUCUGUGAGAGAGUGACCCCCAGAUCGCCCUGGCACAGAUCCCGUGCAAGUGCGAACGUCAAAGCUCCGUCUGGCAGGUUGCGCUGCUUUCUGGGCGUGCGUGAGGAGCGCCGUGAAUACUCGACUCCUAAAACUGGUCAUGGCAGCAGGGUGCGCUGGACCCCAGAGGAGACAGGCAAACUUCUACAGCUACGCAGCGAGGGACUAGAUCAUGCAGCGAUUGCGUCUCACUUCCCAGGCCGAACAGCAGGUGCCAUUAGCAACCGCAUAACGAAACUCAUCAGCAAGCGCGAAGCCGAUGUGACACGCAGGCCAAGCGCUUCGUUAACCUCUGAUGAAAUUACAAAGCUUGACAAACUCACGACGGAAGGCCUUCCAUGGCCGCAGAUCGCGCAAUCAUUCCCCGCGCACACCGCUCAAACCCUUCGGAACUGCAUGCGUGCUCUGCGCCAGAAGGAGCAGGCGGUUAAGCAUGGUCGCUUCUCCACGGAAGAGGACGAAAAGCUACUAUCGCUCGUGGCCACCACGCGUCUCCCAUGGACCGAAAUAGCAGCGGCUAUGGGCCGAGCCACCAAAAUCGUGCAUCGUAGGUAUCACCUACUUGUGCCACCAGACCAGCGGAUCCUUCGCCGGCGUGCCGGAGCUUUGUCCGACGAAGAAGUGGAAAUCAUGCGCAUGAUGAAAAGCAAAGGCGGCUCAUUCCGACAGAUAGCUACUGUCCUUGGCCGCUACAGUACAACGAUUGCCGAGACCUGGCACAGGCUACAUGACGGCGUUGAGCCUAGGACUUGGGGCGCUCCACCACAACGUCCCGUACCUUUCGACAGGCAAGACGACCUGAUUAUUUGGGAGAACAGGAAGAAGGGUUUGUCGUUCCGCCAGAUAGGUCGGUUGCUGCAGACUACGCGAAGCGGACAGAGCAUUUCCUGCCGCUAUCGGCAUUUGGCGGACCUGAAACGGAUCGGGAGAGAGCCAACGUACAUUAUGCGCGUGGACGGCGCCGUGGAUUCACCGACCGCUGGAACGGAGAGUGCCAAGGACACGGCUGGAGAGCUUUCGACGCAUUCUCCGCCAUAA